AAACUCAUCUCUUCCUUUUUUCUAUUGAAUCCCUAGUAGAAAUUUUCCCAAUCUCCUCUUCACUCUGCAAAAAAAAAAAAAUGUCUUCAGGAUGCACCUGUGGUUCUGACUGUAAAUGCGGUGAUAGCUGCUCAUGCAGCAGGAACCUUAACUUGGGAUACACUGAGAAGACCACAACAGGGACCAUCAUCUCCGGAGUUGCGACAGUGAAGAUGAACUUUGAGGGGUCCGAGAUGAGUUUGGGAGCAGAAAGUGGGUGCAAGUGUGGAACAAGCUGCGGCUGUGAUCCAUGCACCUGUGGCUGAAGCAAAAAAAUGGACAUUCCAAAGACAAAGCAGCAAAUGCCUGUAAUAACUGAGGAUUAAGGAAGGUCUAUCUAUAAUCUAUGUCUUGUGUAAUAGAUCCUGUCGUAAAUAAUACAAGCCAGGGCUUUGGCAAUUCCUUUUACAAGGAUUUUGCUGCUGCUUCAUGACUAGUUUUAUCUGUUGUUAAAUUGUAUGACGAGUCGCUGCUUUUGUCUGUAUGGAGUGAGUCUGGGUUAAAAGUGGAAGCCCUUAAAGGGGAGGUUUAAGUAUUAUUUGGAGUGAAUGAAGAAUCAAUUAUUAAUGAAUGGAUCUAGCUCCUUAAUUUCA
Messenger RNA from Durio zibethinus, 632 nucleotides. Its product is annotated as metallothionein-like protein 1. The record is from RefSeq and is a predicted model, not a curated record. Gene Ontology annotation, molecular function: metal ion binding. NCBI's taxonomy places the organism in Eukaryota, Viridiplantae, Streptophyta, Magnoliopsida, Malvales, Malvaceae.